AUGAGGUUCAACUGCAUCAUCGGGCCCAAUGGAUCAGGAAAAUCUAACAUAAUGGAUGCUGUUAGUUUUGUGAUGUGUGAAAAGACAUCUAAUUUGCGAGUUAAAAGUGUUCGAGAACUUAUUCAUGGAGCACAUGUUGGAAAACCAGUUUCUUCUACAGCUAGUGUGAAGAUAGUGUAUUGUGAAGAAGAUGGGGAAGAAAAAACAUUUUCAAGAAUUAUUCGUGGUAAUUGUUCUGAAUUUCUUUUCAAUGAUAAAGCUGUCAGCCGAUCUACUUACAUAUCUGAGCUUGAAAAAGUAGGCAUACUUGUCAAAGUUAGGAAUUGUCUCAUUUUUCAGGGAACAGUAGAAUCAAUUGCAAUGAAGAAGCCGAAGGAGAGAACUCAACUUUUUGAACAAAUCAGUAAUUCAUGGGAAUAUGCCGAAGAAUAUGAACAAAAAAAGAAAAAAAUGCAGCAAGCAGAAGAGGAUGCACAGUUUAAUUAUAACAAGAAAAAAAGUGUUGCAGCAGAACGCAAACAAGCAAAGAUAGAGAAAGAGGAGGCAGAGCAUUACCAGAUGCUUCUCAAGGAACUGGAUGAAGAAAGGAUACAGAUGAAGCUUUUCCGGCUUUAUCACAAUGAAAAAAACAUUUACUUUCUGAAAAAAAGUUGGGAUGAAAAGAAUAUGGAGGCUAGUAUCAAGAAGGAGUCUCUUUCUACAGCUGAAGAUGCAUUUAGAGCCAAGAAAAAAGUGGUUGGUGUACUAAACAGAGACCAACAGCACAUGGAAAAAGAAAUGAAGACUCUGGAAGCAUCACUAAUUCAGCAGAGACCCCUCUAUAUAAAAGCAAAGGAAAACACUUCCUACCAAAUCAAGAAAGUAGAAAUGUCUAAAAAAUCUCUAAAGGACAAGGAGAAAUCCUGCGACAAGGAAAAGCAGAACAUAAAAGAACUAGAGAUAGAACUGAAUGAUGUUGAGAAGGCAUGGAGAGCAUUUGAGAAGAAAGCUGAAGAGCUUUUGCAGAAAGCCGCAGAUAUUCAGCUGUCAGAAAGUCAGUUGGAGCGCUAUAAAGAGCUAAAGGAAAUAACAAGAAAGAAAGUAGCUACACUAACCCAGCAGCUAGAAAAACUUCGUUGGGAGGAAAAAGCAGAUCAAGAAAGGCUGAAACUUAAUCGGAGGAAGAAAAAAGAAGUUGAGGAAAACAUAAAACAGACUGUGGAACAGAUAGAAGAGCAUAAAAAACGAAUAGAGAAGUUGGAAGAAUAUGCCAAGAAAUGCACUGAAUCAUUAGCAGAGAAGAAACAGCAAGAGGAAGUGCUGACUAAAGAAAUGGAAAAUGCGACAACACGAAUGGCUGAAGUGAAUGAAGAAUUGAACAAAAUAGUUGGUGAACUGCAGAAUGCCAAAAUUGAUUACCAUGAAGGAAGGCGUCAGCAAAUGAAAGCAGAGAUCCUGGAAAGUCUCAAAAGACUAUAUCCGGAUUCUGUG
Messenger RNA from Leptosomus discolor (cuckoo roller), 1470 nucleotides. Lineage: Eukaryota; Metazoa; Chordata; Aves; Leptosomiformes; Leptosomidae. The record is from RefSeq and is a predicted model, not a curated record.